AUGGGUAACCAACAAUCAACAAAGAAUAAAAACAAGAACAAAACCUCAUCAAAAUCCUCCACCAACGAACAAAAAUGUUGGUAUGUCGAAGGUCGACGAUAUACCAAUUAUAAGAAUUCAAAAUAUUUUUUUCCAGAUGAUGAUAUCGAAAUAGAUAGAUUACAAAUGCAACAUUAUCUAUUUCGACAUAUAUUCUAUGGAAAUUUUUCUGCUCCGGUAGAGGAUAUGCUUAAGCGAGGUGGCCGAAUAUUAGAUAUAGGAUGUGGACCAGGAACAUGGGUUUUAGAAAACAGUUGUGAUUUCGUCCGAUCUGAAUUUUAUGGAAUUGAUAUUGCUCCAAUGUUUCCAAGCAUGAUUAAACCGCGAAAUGCACAUUUUAUACAGGCUAAUAUUCUUGACGGUUUGCCAUUUGAUGAUAAUUAUUUUGAUUUCGUUCAUUUAGGAUUUUUAUCUGCAUGCUUUUCUGAAGAAAAUUGGACAACACAAGUAAUUCCGGAAUGUAUCCGUGUAUGUAAACCAAAUGGAUGGAUUGAAUUUUAUGAAGGAGAUGGAGCUGCAUUUAAUGGAGGUCCAUGUUAUAUUCGAGUCGUGGAGUCUUUGAGGCAGGAAUUUUCUUCAAUGGGUUUAAAUCUAAGUGCAGCAAUACUUUAUAAAGAUUGGCUGCUUAAAGAACCAAAUCUUACAAAAGUUCAGGAGGAAGUCAGAAAGCAAUCCAUUGGAAGUUGUGAUAGUCUUGCAAUGAUUAUGGAAGAAAGUUUAAAAAUCCUCUUUAAAACUUUGGCUCCACGUCUUGCUAAUAAUUUGGAAAUAAGUUUGAAUGAAUUUGAUAUAAUGUUACAGGCUGUUCACGAAGAAUACAACAAAUAUGGUACUUAUAUGAAUUUUCACAGGGUCUAUGCGCAAAAAACAUCAAUUAACGAACAUGUCUGUUGA
Messenger RNA from Cetraspora pellucida, 933 nucleotides. The record is from the annotation of a GenBank genome assembly. NCBI's taxonomy places the organism in Eukaryota, Fungi, Glomeromycota, Glomeromycetes, Diversisporales, Gigasporaceae.